Pelodiscus sinensis (Chinese soft-shelled turtle) is the source of this 926-nucleotide messenger RNA. NCBI's taxonomy places the organism in Eukaryota, Metazoa, Chordata, Testudines, Trionychidae. The record is from RefSeq and is a predicted model, not a curated record.
GGGCAGCCGCCCCCCCCAGGCGACAGGGGACUCCCAGAGGCCGGGGGGCCCCAGACAGCAGCAAGGAACACGCGAACCGAAGCCGAAAGGCCCCAGGUCUCCGGGGCAGCAGGGACGUGCCCGAGGCCCGAGGGUCCUUGCCUCGAAUUUCAGAAGGCUGGGGCAGCGGAGGAAGCAGGCGGCCCAGCAGAAGGGGACACGCCAGGGGCCCAGGGCCCCCAAGAAGGGGCGGCACUAGAGCCCUCCUGGACUCUGUCUUGGCUAUAGACUGUGGGUGCCCUGUGCUGGCUGCAAUACACCACUUGGCCCUGCCCUCUGUCUCCUGCUGAGCGAGGGGUUGCUGCAUUCCCCGCCUCUGGGCGGGGCGCGAUGGGUGCAGGGUUACCCCCCCGCAGGGCGGAAGCACAGUCUGAGCGCGGGCACACGCUGAGCCUUUCCUUGUGGUGUUGGGGAAGUGGUGGGGCAGCUUCUCCCUUCAGCCAGCCGCGGGCAGGAAGGAACCUCUGUCUGCUGUCCUGGGGCGAGCAGCACAGAGCCAGGGCCGUGCCAGGAUGAACUGCACAGAGGGGGCCAUCCGUGACUUCCAGGAACGCUUGUGGCCCGUGCUGGCGGUGGAGUUCCUCCUGGCUGUGCCUGGCAAUGCGCUGGCCAUCUACCGCUUUGUGGCCCAUGAGCGCGCCUGGCACUCGGGCAUCGUGUACUCCUUCAACCUGGCCGUCAGCGGCCUGCUCUACGCCCUCUCCCUGCCCUUCCUGGCUGCCUACUACUACCCGCCCAAGCACUGGAGCCACGGCCUGGCCCUCUGCAAGCUCGAGCGCUUCCUCUUCACCUGCAACCUCUACGGCAGCAUCUUCUUCCUCACCUGCAUCAGCCUCAACCGCUACCUGGGCAUCGUGCACCCCUUCCUGGUGCACGGGCGGCUUGAG